AUGCCUCCCAAGUUUGACCCCAAUGAGGUGAAAAUCAUUCACCUGCGUGUGACUGGUGGUGAGGUCGGAGCCCAGUCCGCUCUGGCUCCCAAGAUCGGUCCUCUCGGUCUGUCCCCCAAGAAGAUCGGUGAAGAUAUCGCCAAGAACACUGGUGACUGGAAGGGUCUCCGUGUGACCGUCCGUCUCACCAUCCAGAACCGUCAGGCCGCCAUCUCCGUUGUGCCCUCUGCUUCCUCUCUGGUCAUCAAGGCCCUUAAGGAGCCCCCCCGUGACCGCAAGAAGGAGAAGAACAUUAAGCACACCAAGUCGAUCCCUCUCGACGACAUCAUCGAGAUCGCCCGCACCAUGCGCCACCGUUCUUUGGCCAAGGAGCUCCGUGGUACCGUCCUUGAGAUCCUCGGUACCGCUUUCUCCGUCGGUUGCCGCAUUGACGGCCGCAGCCCCAAGGACGUCUCUGACGACGUCAAGGCUGGCGAGAUUGACAUCCCCUCCGAGUAA
Aspergillus ruber CBS 135680 is the source of this 498-nucleotide messenger RNA. RefSeq names its product 60S ribosomal protein uL11. The coding region runs from base 1 to 498 and encodes 165 amino acids. Gene Ontology annotation, cellular component: ribosome; cytosolic large ribosomal subunit. Gene Ontology annotation, biological process: translation. NCBI's taxonomy places the organism in Eukaryota, Fungi, Ascomycota, Eurotiomycetes, Eurotiales, Aspergillaceae. The transcript has 5 exons. Gene Ontology annotation, molecular function: structural constituent of ribosome; large ribosomal subunit rRNA binding. The record is from RefSeq and is a predicted model, not a curated record.